AUGUGGGAUCUUAACGACUCUCCGGCAGCCGAAGCCGCCCCGCCGUCGCCGUCCGCCGACGACUCCGGCGCGUCCUCCUCGUCGGCAGCCGCGCCAGUCGAGAUACCCGACGACGCGGACGACGACUCCGCCGCCGCCGCUGCAGCCGCGGACGCCGUGGUCACGCGGCAGUUCUUCCCGGCCCCGGCCGCCAUCGGCGCGGCGCCCGGCUCGUCGAACGCGCGCGCGGGCUGGCUCUGCCUGGCCGCCGCGGCCGCACCGCCCGCGGCGGGCAGCAACGGCGUCGCGCCGGCUGGCGGCCCCGCGGCAGGGGCGGCGGCGACAGCGGCGGCGGCUGGUGGCAAGAAGAGCCGGCGCGGGCCGCGGUCGCGCAGCUCGCAGUACCGCGGCGUCACGUUCUACCGCCGGACGGGGCGGUGGGAGUCGCACAUAUGGGAUUGCGGCAAGCAGGUCUAUUUGGGCGGAUUUGACACCGCUCAUGCGGCGGCUCGGGCGUACGAUCGGGCCGCGAUCAAGUUCCGCGGCGUGGAGGCCGACAUCAAUUUCAGCUUGGAGGAUUACCAAGACGACAUGAAGCAGCAGAUGGGCCACCUGAGCAAGGAGGAGUUCGUUCACGUGCUCCGGCGGCAGAGCACGGGGUUCCCCCGGGGCAGCUCCAAGUACAGAGGCGUGACGCUCCACAAGUGCGGGAGAUGGGAGGCGCGCAUGGGCCAGUUCCUCGGCAAGAAGUACGUCUACUUGGGCCUGUUCGACACCGAGGAGGAAGCCGCCAGGGCGUACGACCGCGCGGCCAUCAAGUGCAACGGCAAGGACGCGGUGACAAACUUCGAUCCCAGCAUUUACGCCGAGGAGCUCGAGCCGGCGGCGGCGACGGGCGGCGGCGACGAGCACAACCUGGACCUGUCGCUGGGGAGCUCAGCGGGGAACAAAAGGGGCAGCCUUGACAGCGGCGGCGGCGGUGGCGACGACGAGACCUCGGACCAGCGCGUCCCCAUGGCGUUCGACAUCGACUGGCAGACGGCCGCGCCCCGGAGCACGAAAGCAAAGCUCGACGCGAGCUCGAAGCAACCCCAGAUGCUGCCUCCUCCUCCUCCUGCCUUGCAAUUGCAAGUCGCCCAGCACCUGCCGUUGCCGUUCAGCCCCAGGCAUCCGCAAUUCCUGAGCAACGGCGAUCCGGGGACCGCGGGAGGCCUGUCCCUUGCGAUCGGCGGCGCCGUCGGCGGAGGCAACGGGCACUGGCCUCCCCAGCUGCAGCAUCAGCAGCAGCAGCACCAGCAGAGGCUGCACGGCGGCGGCACGAGCUGGCCGCCGCCGCCACCGCCACCGCCACCGACCACCGCCGCGACCGCAGCAGCUGCAGCAUCAUCACGAUUCCCUCCCCACGUUGUUACGACGCAAGGCCCGGCGGGCUGGGUUCAGAAGAAUAUGGCUUCCAUUCGCUGGCCAGGCCCACCUAGAUCAGACCAAGAACCACGACACGACUGGGCGUUCGUUCACCGAUCGUCUUCCACGGCAGAGGUCGAUCAUUUGAUCUGA
Molecule: messenger RNA, 1536 nt
Organism: Miscanthus lutarioriparius
Lineage: Eukaryota; Viridiplantae; Streptophyta; Magnoliopsida; Poales; Poaceae
Source: the annotation of a GenBank genome assembly